AUGCGAUCUGCUCAGUACAAGUCGGUGAGGCUGGAUUUAAAGGAUCACACCCCCAAGACCAAGAAGAGCAACUAUAUGGACCUAACUCAUGCAGCGGGAUUUGCGUUGGCCACGGUGGUAUUGCUGAAGACUGUCUUUGAAGAUUUCGCAUGUCACUUUGGGCUGAAGUGCUCAUCUCUUUGCAAGGUGAACGUUGGGACCAGUAUGCGGUCUGCUUGUUCUUCAGAAGGGUUUGAUGGUCAUGCUUCAGUGAAGAUGAGUAAUAUGCUGUUGGAACGGACUGCAGCCUUGGUGCUUUUGUGCACAGCCUUGGGAGGAGCUUGGAGCGUCGAGCAACCAGGGGGGUCUCUCAUGGAGUAUUUUCCUACGUGGCGGAAGGUGAUCCAUCACAUUUUCCAAUGCGGUGGGAACACGGCUGUGACUAUCGUUCAUUGGUGGAUGGGUCACUAUUCAGCUCGCACCGCGAAGCGUCACUACGCCUACUCCAACUCUUGCACGGUGAGGAAGAUCGACCGUGGUAAACUCCACCGCACUCAGAUUCCACAGGAGAACAAACCUGUUACUUGUGAGAAAUACAAGGAUCGAAGUGGGAAGUGGCGAUACAAAGGAACUUCGCAGUUGAAGCAAACUGAGGAAUAUCCUAUGCCUUUCGCAAGGGCCAUGGUGGACCUUGUGGAAGAAAUGAAGGCAAACGCGAAAGGUCAACCGGCGCUUCCUGAUGAGGCCGUUCCUUCAGCUCUGAUCACCAUGAGCUUCUUUACAUGGGAGUGUGAUCCGUUCCUAUUGCGACUCCAGUUCGGAAUCGAGAUCAUCAGCCAGAGGUGCAAUGCAUAUGACGGGGUCCAGGAAUUCUGGAUCGUGGUGAAGGAAAGUGCAGAGCGUACCGAAUCAACGAGCUACGAGGAACAACACUCGAAGAGGUCCAAGGCUGAUGCGGACCCCAAGUGCCAGUUUGAGAAGCAGUUCACUGGUUUGGGGGCCUUGGACGCCAGGGAACAGAAGGAGAAGAAUACCGUGUUGGAUGAUCCGAAACACGACAAGUAUGCGCAGGAUAGGGUGUGGUGCAUCCAAACCUUGGAAGCUGAGAUCAAAAAAAUUGACGAGCAGUUUGACCUUUGUCAACAUGUAUGGGCUCAGGGCGAGAUGGAUUCUUUCCGAUCUGAGAAGUGCAGCAAGGCCCUGGCGGUGGAACUGAAAGUCAGGACCGCCAAGAAGUUCUACAGCAAGAAGGGCCAUGGGGGGACUGUCUACGACGCUGAAUUUGACAAGAUCUACCAUCUCUUGGUCUCGGGUUGA
Molecule: messenger RNA, 1296 nt
Organism: Durusdinium trenchii
Lineage: Eukaryota; Dinophyceae; Suessiales; Symbiodiniaceae
Source: the annotation of a GenBank genome assembly